GAUCAAAUCUUAAUGGGAUCAUCAUAGUUAAGCCAUUAACCACAUCACACUAUACUCUAUCUCACUCAUUCGUACACUUCGAAUUGUACAUCAAUCAGUUUGAAUAAUUUUACAUUUCAGUUACCAUGGCCACACUACCAAGCAGGGGAUUCUGUCUGUUGGCUUCAGCGAUGGCGCUGUUCAUCCUGGAGGCUGAGGGCUGUCGUGUUGGCAACUGGUCCGAGUGUGAAAAGGUUCCCUUCGUCCCGGGCCACAACCUGGCCGGUGAAGGUUUUGACGUUGUGCGGAUGCGUCGAACCGGGGCGUACGUCAUCAAUGUCAAAGAUCACCUGAGCGCCAAUCGCACCUGCACGCUCUGUCCCAAUCGAUUCCACGCCGGACAGGUGGAGAAGCUCCCAGCGGUGGUGUUGGACUGGCGGCAUUUCAGACACUGCAGGAAGCAGCUCUUUGGCGCCCUGCACCACUCAGUGAACUCCCUGAUAAAGAGCUCCAGCUCCAUGGUUAAAAAUAACUGGGGCGUAGGUCUGAGCCUGAAGGAUGUGGGCAAGGCCGUGCUUGGCGGUAGCCGCUCAGAAAUGGCCAAGUUCGCCCAUUCGCAGAACAGCGUGGACAAGGCCACGUUCGCUGUCCACGAGAUCAGCUGCACCUACUACAGCUACAGACUUGCUGACCACCCUCAGCUCAGCAAAGAGUUCUCCAAUCAUCUGAGACGCCUCCCACAGAGCUCUGGUUCUCCUAAGAAUAGAGCACUAUACAGACGACUUAUAGACACCUACGGAACACACUACAUACACCAGGUGAAACUCGGUGGUACAGUAAGGAGAGUCACAGCCUUCAGGACCUGCCUGGCCACAUUGAAGGGUUUCUCCGAGUUUGAGAUCAAGAACUGCCUGAAUAUUGAACUGAAGAUGUCCCUGGGUUUCCUACCCCCCAACACCUCCUUCUCCAACACCUUCUCCAACAAAUGUGAUACCCUCAUCAAGGGCAACGUGAACAUGGGCUUCUACCAAGGAUUCAUGACCCACAAGAUCGAAGUCAUUGGUGGAGAGAGGUAUUUCCCAGGCAUCCCCUAUGACCAAGAUCCAUCAGAGUCCUACCACAGCUGGAUCAACAGCCUCCAUGACAAUCCUGAUGUGGUUUCCUAUGCCAUAUUCCCUCUGCACCAUCUGGUGGAGGACCCAGAAGUCAAGGAGAACCUCAAGAGUUUUGUCAUGGAAUACAUCAAGGAAAACCGGCUCAAGGAAGAACACCUGGGUCCUAAGAACUGUUCCCCGAGCCCAAACCUGGAUCACAACUGCUGCCCGCUCCGGGCAGGAAGGGGGACGCUGAAGUUGGAGAUUCACCGAGCAGCAGGUCUAAUUGGGGACCGAUUCACACAGGCCGAUGCCUAUGUGAAGAUCUUCUACAACAACAUUUAUGAGGAGACAGCGACGGUGAUGGACGACGAUGACCCCGUGUGGAACGCCAAGUACGACUUUGGCUCUGUGGAGAUGGGCUAUCAGCUGCGGUUCGAGGUGUGGGAGAGGGAUGUGUUCUUUGAUGACGAGGCAGGGAGAUGCGUGGUCUUCCCAGAGCGAGGCACUCACUCUCUGAGCUGUCAACUAAACAAUGGAGUUCUGUACUUCACCUACACUUCAACUUGUGAUCCCCACCUUAUCGGCGACAGGUGCGGACGUUACUCGCCCAAUGCAGAGUAGAUGAAUGUACUCACUUUUUUAAAUCUAUGGGAUUAUUGGUAUACAAAACAUAUAUUUUGAUUCACCUACUAAGUAAGAAGCAAGCAUAAUAAUUGUCUCCUCCCGUUAUUAAGCAUGCAUAAUCAUUUUCUACCUAUAAGACGUUUUCACACAUUUUUGCCGCAUCAGUAUAUCAGGAGAUUCUACCCUGAGGGUGAUUGACAGUGAUUGCUUUAUAUGUGGACAUCGAUGUCGUUAGACAUCAGUAGAAUCCACGGGGGGUUUAGGGGGGUGGGCUUGCAAUGAGAGGAAUAUGACGUACGGUCUAAAUUCGCAAGAGGCGGGAUAAGUGUGGCCGCUGUCACUGUAGUUUGUUUGACCGCAGACAAAAUAGAGGCAGAACUCAUCGCCAUCAUUUUAAAUGUUGCUAAAAUGAUGCAUCAUAUAGUCCGUUGCAUUCACAACAUCCGAAGCAUCGAUCGAUGAAAGAUUGGAGCAUGAGUUGGAGACAAAUAGAAGUAACGACAAAGAAGAAAGGUGUCGCGAACGACACCUUGCGUUACCGGAGAAAGGGAGCGUAUAUUUUUGCUUCAUUUCAAAUAUAACACUUAGACAAAUGUAGUUGAUUUCGCUGUUUUCCCUGAGAAAACAGGGAGUGCAAGGACGGGACCUUAUAAUGUUCAGUUAUUACCGACUGUUGUCAGUAAUAAUAAUAAAAAAAACAUUUUCUAAACA
Molecule: messenger RNA, 2411 nt
Organism: Gadus morhua (Atlantic cod)
Lineage: Eukaryota; Metazoa; Chordata; Actinopteri; Gadiformes; Gadidae
Product: perforin-1-like
Exons: 4
Coding region: 126-1697 (523 amino acids)
Biological process (GO): T cell mediated cytotoxicity; immunological synapse formation; defense response to virus
Cellular component (GO): membrane
Molecular function (GO): wide pore channel activity
Source: RefSeq, a predicted model, not a curated record